AUGUCUACGCCGAACAACACUCUACGCCAGCGCGGCCCUAAAGAGCAACAGAAAGCCAAUGGGAAACCGAAAGAUGACCUGCGGAGUGUGCUCGAUUCUCCCAAACAGGCUAAUGUGAGCGAGUGGGACUAUAAGCUGGCAUUGGCCAUUAUCACUGCAUUGGCCUUCGUGACCCGAUUCUUUGGCAUCAGUCACCCGAACGAAGUCGUCUUCGACGAGGUGCAUUUUGGAAAGUUUGCUUCCUACUACCUACAACGCACCUACUUCUUCGAUGUGCACCCUCCCUUCGGCAAACUACUCUUUGCUUUUGUUGGCUGGCUCGUAGGAUACGAUGGCGAGUUCAAGUUCGAAAAUAUUGGCGACUCUUACAUUACCAACAACGUUCCCUAUGUCGCCUACCGAGCCUUGCCUGCGCUUCUCGGAUCUCUAACUGUCCCGACCGUCUUCUUGAUCAUGUGGGAGUCUGGUUACUCCCUCCCAGCCUGUGUCCUCUCGGCUUGCUUAGUCCUCUUCGACAACUCCCAUAUCGGUCAAACCAGGCUCAUCCUCCUCGAUGCGACCUUGGUCUUCUUCAUGGCCACCAGCGUGCUUUGCUAUGUUCGCUUUUACAAGCAGCGACACUUGCCCUUUGGCCGCAAGUGGUGGAAGUGGCUACUGAUGACUGGCUUCAGCAUGAGCUGCGUCAUCUCGGUCAAAUAUGUCGGAACCUUCAUCUUUGUCACCAUCGGCGCAGCCGUCUGCAUUGACUUGUGGGGUUUGCUCGAUAUCAAUCGCAAGGAGGGCGCAUUGGACAUGGUCACAUUUGCCAAGCACUUUGCUGCUCGAGCUGUAGGCUUGGUCAUCGUGCCAUUCAUGUUCUAUCUUUUCUGGUUCCAAGUCCACUUCGCCGUUCUCACCCGGUCUGGACCCGGUGACGACUUCAUGACCCCCGAAUUCCAGGAAACCUUGAGCGACAACAUCAUGCACGCUUCGGCUCUGGACAUCCUCUACUACGACCAGAUCACGAUGCGACACAAGGAUACCAAGGUCUUCCUCCACAGCCACGAUGAGAAGUAUCCGCUCCGCUACGACGAUGGCCGCAUUUCCAGCCAGGGCCAGCAGGUCACCGGCUAUCCUUUCAACGACACUAAUAAUGUUUGGGAGAUAUUACCCAACACUCCUAACCCGGAUGGCUCCCAUCGUGGCUCGGCUGUUAUGAACCACGAUGUUGUCAAACUACGCCACGUCGGCACGGAUACAUUCCUUCUCAGUCACGAUGUUGCGUCGCCAUACUAUCCCACCAACCAAGAGUUCACUACUGUCAGCCCAGAGCUUGCUGCCGAGAAGCGCCACAAUGAUACCCUGUUUGAGGUGAGAAUCGAACAAGGGAAGAAGAAGACGCCCUUCCGCUCCAAGUCCGGCCAGUUCAAGCUGGUCCACUUCCCCACCAGGGUCGCUAUGUGGACGCACACCAAGCCACUUCCCGAGUGGGCGCACAAGCAGGCCGAAAUCAACGGCAACAAGAACAUUCAGCAGCCCUCCAACAUUUGGUACGUUGACGAGAUCGCGAACAUCCCUGAAGAUUCGCCGCGCUUGAGCAAGGAGCCUCGCAAAGUCAAGCACGUGCCCUUCUUGAAGAAGUAUUUCGAGCUGCAGCGCAGCAUGUUCGCCCACAACAAUGCACUUACCUCUUCACACCCAUACGCCUCUUUGCCAUUCCAGUGGCCUUUCCUGCUUCGUGGCGUCAGUUUCUGGACCCAGGAGUCGACCCGGCAGCAGAUCUACUUCCUCGGUAACCCGAUAGGCUACUGGAUCGCAUCGGCCAUCCUCGCCGUUUUUGGCGGCAUCUGGGCCGCCGACCAGCUUUCAUUGCGCCGCGGCAUAGAUGCUCUUGAUCAGCGAACUCGUUCUCGUCUCUACAACAGCACCGGCUUCUUCUUCCUCUGCUGGGCUGCCCACUACCUUCCCUUCUACCUCAUGGGUCGUCAGCUCUUCUUGCAUCACUACCUACCCGCGCACCUCGCCUCAUGCCUCGUCGCCGGAGCCAUUGUCGAAUUUGUCUUCAACGUCGAACCCAAUGUCGACCUGGACUCCCCCACCGCCGUAGCUUCCAAGAUCAGCGAGAAAUCGAAGCAGUAUGUUCCGUCAGCAGUGCAGGAGAAGGCGGCAGCCGGGAGGCGGAGGUUCCAGACGGCCAAGGAGCGCAUGGCGGGCCAGAGCCUGCUGCCGACGUGGAUUGCGGUGGCGGUGAUUCUCGCAGCCGUGCUGUACGGCUUUGUGUUCUUCUUCCCACUCACUUAUGGCUGGCCAGCCCUCGAUAUCGCGCAGGUGAACCGCCGGAAGUGGCUGGGCUAUGAUCUCCACUUUGCGAAAUGA
Molecule: messenger RNA, 2355 nt
Organism: Cyphellophora europaea CBS 101466
Lineage: Eukaryota; Fungi; Ascomycota; Eurotiomycetes; Chaetothyriales; Cyphellophoraceae
Exons: 3
Coding region: 1-2355 (784 amino acids)
Biological process (GO): protein O-linked glycosylation via mannose
Cellular component (GO): endoplasmic reticulum; membrane
Molecular function (GO): dolichyl-phosphate-mannose-protein mannosyltransferase activity
Source: RefSeq, a predicted model, not a curated record